Molecule: messenger RNA, 624 nt
Organism: Glarea lozoyensis ATCC 20868
Lineage: Eukaryota; Fungi; Ascomycota; Leotiomycetes; Helotiales; Helotiaceae
Exons: 2
Coding region: 1-624 (207 amino acids)
Source: RefSeq, a predicted model, not a curated record
AUGGCUCACUAUCUGGAAGUCUUCGGCCACGACAGAGAACCUUUACAUCUUGCACGGAAUGUAGACGGCGAAAACAAAAGUGCAAUCAAGCCAAAGAUCGGCCAUGCUCCAAUUGUGCGAGGAGGUAUCCGCCGCCGCCCAACCCCACCUCCACCUGACCAUGAUAUGAAGUUCGAAGGCAACGAUAGAAAUAGUCAUCGGACGAACCAGAUGAAUCGGGCAAGUGAGCCUUCAGAUUUUGCUUCUCAGCAUUAUUACGACGACCAUACUACAACGACAGGAACAGAGAGCCAGAGUAUGUACAUUACGGCUCAAGGCUAUCACUCCGCCACUUCAACCUCAAGACACAACGAUAGAUACUAUUCAGGCAAUUCCAACAGCUAUCAGACCACGACAGGAAACUCGGGAUCGGACUUUUAUCCAGUCACUUCUGGAUAUUACCAAAACGAUCAUAUAGGAUACAGCACGGCCGAUGGCUCUCAUGACUAUAGUUAUGUAGCAGCUGCAGACGAUCAGCAAUGGCUAUCGAGUGGGGAUCCAGACGUGUUCGUCGGAACAGGAACUGCAGAAUAUUUUUACGUUGACGAGACCGAGCCAGCAAGGUCCACCAGCACGCGACAUUAA